UGGUGAUUGUCGGUUGUGAUUGGUGACAUUUUAAUAUCGUACCAGAACACGAAAGUAGAAAUUAUCCAUAAUGUCAAAGCCUAGUACAUGUCAAACUUUAAGUUAAUAGAAGAAUAAUUAUAGAACACAUUUCUGAUUUUACGUAAUAACAAAACAAACAUCUCUUUCAAUGUAAAUGCUAUUUUGUAGUUAACAUCAGAACAUGGAAACUACCUCAAAGUCUACCACGACACCCACUAAAACUUCUUCAGGACAUAAUGACAAUGAGGACCCCUACCCAAGCCUUUCAGACUGCCAUGAUUAUGAACCUAACCUAGAAUUUGACGAUACGGAACUGCAACACACUGUUGUCAAUCCAGAUCUACUGCAAGACGAUGUUGUGUCUCUUGGUGGUGGUCUUGACUAUCUGGAGUCACCUGUUUCGGACGGCACUAUUGAGGAUAACUUCGAAGCGGAGCUGCUGAAUGCCCCAACCCGAGCGUUUGAUAGCCUCUCGUACCCAUUUGUUGAUGAGGAUGAGGAUGAGGAGGACUUUAGUGAUGUUUCCACGUACGGCAUCGUGGAGGUAGUGGGUGAUGACACAGCCGGACGUAGAGUCAUUGUUGUGAGCGCGUGUCGUCUCCCAGGCAACAAGGAGCUUGACCACCAGCGGCUAUUAAGGUAUCUGAUGUACACUCUGGACAAGUUUGUGGAACAGGAUUAUAGCCUAGUAUACUUCCAUCACGGGCUGACCAGUAAAAACAAGCCCACCAUCUCUUGGCUUUGGCAGGCUUACUGUGCUUUCGACCGCAAGUAUAAGAAGAAUCUCAAAGCCCUCUACUUAGUGCACCCCACCAACUUUAUUCGUAUCAUCUGGAAGAUAUUUAGAGCUGUGAUCAGUGUCAAAUUUGGACGCAAGAUGAUGUAUGUAAAUUGCCUUAAUGAACUAAGUCAGUAUCUCAAUUUGGACCAAAUCAGCAUACCCCAACCUGUCUUAGAGCACGAUGAGCGUUUGAUGGCAAAGAACAGCCGAUUCAGCAGUUCGAGUGCUGCAGCACCCUCACCUCCCCACACUCCAGCCCCAACUCCUCUACCCACCCAACAAUUUGGGGUGAGUCUGCAGUUCAUCAAAGAAAAUCACCAGGGAGAGGUCAUCCCACCACUUGUCAGGCAGUGUGUAGAAUUCCUUAGCUCACCUGAUGCACUAGAGACUGAAGGUCUGUUUCGAAGGUCUGCAAAUGUCUCAGUUGUCAAAGAACUGCAAGCAAAAGUCAAUCAAGGGCUUCCAAUAGAUUUCAAUGGUGAUGUCCAUAUUGCAGCAGUCCUUUUGAAAACAUUCCUUAGAGAAUUAGAAGAGCCUAUUAUGACCUUUGACCUCUACGAUGAAAUCACCCAAUUUCAGAGUAUAUCAAAAGAUGAGAGGCCAAGACAUGUAAAAAUUUUAAUACUGGAAAAAUUACCAGAAGACAAUUACCAAGUUCUAAAAUAUAUAGUUCGAUUCCUUUCAAAGGUGAUGGACAGAUGUGAUUUAAACAAGAUGACGUCUUUCAACUUGGCCGUGGUGUUCGGGCCGAACCUGGUGUGGUCACAGUCGGGUCAGUUAUCACUGUCCGCUAUCGCUCCCAUCAACAUGUUCACAGACUUCGUGCUAGUCCACCACGACCAGAUAUUUAUCAUCUAACUUCACUCGCUCUAUGUGCUCAAAAUGACAAAACACACAGUUGCUAAAUUAGGAACGGAUUUCCAUGACUGUAACAUUAUUAUGCUUAAACUUAGCCUGUGAUAUUUAACCUCUUUGAAAGAGUAAUUAGCUGUUGGAAGACAUCAGCUUUAUAACAUGUCUUUUUUUAUUAUAUUCUCCCUUCCCCCUAAAAACCACUGUACAAGGUAAGCAAUUUCAUAUUUUAAAAUAUCUAAUGCACUGUUUAAAAACCAUAGACUUGAAUGUUAUAUUUUAAAGAUGUUUUGUAAUUAUUUAUUUAAAUAUUAUUUGUAAAAGAAAUAAUUUAAAAUUUCUUUUGAACAAUUGCAAAUCAGUAAACAAGCAAUGGUAGAAUAUCAUGUCUAAUGACAACGGUAAAUCAAAUAAGAAUAAUUCUUUUGCUAUAAAGGUGCUUCCAAUAAAUUUUGAAAAUAGUAGACUCUAUGCUUGUUUUGAUCAUCCUAUUAUAUAUUUUUUAUAAGAAUACUGAAUCAUUUUUUUCUAAAUAGAGUUGUACUAUUACAACAUAUAAAGUAAUUUAUAUUUCAAGUAAAUUAAUUGCUGUAUUGUGAUAAACAAAAUUUGGUUCUUAUUUGUUCCCUUUAACUACUUUGUGUUUAUAGUAAAAACCAAAAUUUUACAUUAUAAAAACAGAUCUCUCAGCUCAGAACAUAGCAAUGUUGGGAAGGGUUGAGCACUAAGCAGAUGGUGAAAUGGAGCUAAACUCAGCAUUCAUAUCAGUUCAGAUUCUAAGAAUUUUUUUCUUUCAAAUUAACACUGGUGGUUUGUUUUUAAUUUGUUUAUUAUAUUAGUGUUUUUAUUUUACUUAAUAAAUUUGUGUUCAAAUGUAAUUGAUUAUACUGACAAAUUAAUCAAAUCUGAGAAAGCUUGAACAGUAGAAGUCGCUUUGAUUCAUUCUCACCUUGAACGUAAUGACCCACAAAAAUUUGUUUAUAGUAUUUGAAUAGGAAUAAGUAUAAUUAGAUCAUAUUAUAUUUAUGUAAUUGGUUUGUUUGUAAUUAAUCAUAGGUUUAUGUUAAAAAUUAUUGACAAGAGUUAUUCUCUCCGUUUCCAAGAAAUUAUAUCUCUUUUACAACUAAAAAUUUUGCAGGUACAGUAGCAGGUUUCUUGAUAUUUAUUUUAAACUACAUAAUUUUCUAGUUUAUAUUCUCCUCUCAAUCUUACUGUAAUGUUGAAAUUGCAUAAUUUGGAAAGGGAAUAGCUAAAAUAAUGUAUAAGUUGUUAAUAAAAUGUAUAAUGUAGGAGUUGUUCCUAAUUUAGCAAGUCAAUCAAUACUAGUUGUAUAAUAGGUAAACUUUAGCUAGUCAGUUUAUUAAGUGACAGUAAUGUAAGCAUUGACUAGCUUUGUAUGGUAAUUUUUACUCAACAAAAACAAGAUAAUGUCCUACUGUUAAUAUUAACACAGUUGUUUACAUUAAUGUCACUGUCACUUAAUUAAGGGAAUGGCAAAAGUAAUAUUAAUUAUAAAUAGUGUAAAAAAUUAAGGAAAACAUUUAAUGACAGUAUUACGCAAUCACAGACUUUUCUUGGACUUGGUCUAAAUCAAAAUAUUUUUAUGAGCGUUGUUAAAAAGGAAGUACCUAACGAACGAAUGUAUUAUUGUGUGAGAGUUAUAUUAAUGUUUCUAUUUUCAUAAGUCUUUGUAAGUUAGUGACGCACAUAACGAAGAUGGAAUGGACAGCCAAUAUUAUGUUUCAACACCAAUAAAACUAAAAAAAGAC
Messenger RNA from Homalodisca vitripennis (glassy-winged sharpshooter), 3423 nucleotides. It is a transcript of the gene RhoGAP68F, whose product is annotated as rho GTPase-activating protein 1. Bases 203 to 1660 code for a protein of 485 amino acids. Gene Ontology annotation, biological process: small GTPase-mediated signal transduction; negative regulation of endocytic recycling. Gene Ontology annotation, cellular component: cytoplasm. The record is from RefSeq and is a predicted model, not a curated record. The transcript has 9 exons. NCBI's taxonomy places the organism in Eukaryota, Metazoa, Arthropoda, Insecta, Hemiptera, Cicadellidae. Gene Ontology annotation, molecular function: GTPase activator activity.